Aspergillus puulaauensis is the source of this 348-nucleotide messenger RNA. RefSeq lists its product as uncharacterized. Bases 1 to 348 code for a protein of 115 amino acids. The record is from RefSeq and is a predicted model, not a curated record. NCBI's taxonomy places the organism in Eukaryota, Fungi, Ascomycota, Eurotiomycetes, Eurotiales, Aspergillaceae. The transcript has a single exon.
AUGAUAUCCGUCCACGAAGCCCAGUUCUAUCUUGACUCCUGUGCCAACCAGGAGCUUCGCGACUUUAUCAGCCGUUUCACCGGCUGGGAGAAGCCUCACCUGCUUCAGCGCACUAUGUUGCGAGCAUUCGUUCCAGACAGCGAGCUCACACCGGUACACUUUGACCAGAUUUAUCUCCGCGCUGGCCCACCUACCAGUCUGACAGCGUGGGUACCCACCCGCGAUGUCUCUCUGGAAGGAGGCGGCCUGAUGUACCUUGAGGGUUCCAUUGAUAUUGGACAGCAGACUGAGACAGAGUUUGCACGCAACGCCCACAACCUGACUGAUGAAGAACGUGCAAGAAUAUGA